Molecule: messenger RNA, 2122 nt
Organism: Vanessa atalanta (red admiral)
Lineage: Eukaryota; Metazoa; Arthropoda; Insecta; Lepidoptera; Nymphalidae
Gene: Gabat
Product: 4-aminobutyrate aminotransferase, mitochondrial
Exons: 9
Coding region: 341-1816 (491 amino acids)
Biological process (GO): GABA catabolic process
Cellular component (GO): mitochondrion
Molecular function (GO): pyridoxal phosphate binding
Source: RefSeq, a predicted model, not a curated record
UACUGUACUAUUUGACUUGCUAUUGAUAGAGGUGAAUAGGUAUUAUCAAUCUAACUUUACGAUUACAAGAUACCGCCCGUUUUUAAAUUGAUGUAGAAAUAAUAUAUGAAUAAAUCUUACCGAUUUUCGUUUAAAGUUCAAAUUUAAUAUUCUCAACCAUUAAUUGCAUAGCAUAUUAUGAUUUUUAUGUACACUACUAAAUAUAUUCGUGUGUUGUGAAUCGUGUGUGCGCAGAAGAUAUUGAUAAAAACUCAGACGUAUAGAUUUUUUGUUCGCCUUCAUUGUAACUCAUAACUGGAUACAACAGGAGCAAGAAUAUAUUUUGGGACUGGUUUUGAAAAUGUUACGGAUUCGUGGAUUACAUAUAAUUAAUCGAUUAAAUAUACCUUCGACGCAACAUGUCAGAGGUAUUUCAAAAGUAUCUCAGAUAGAACCGGAAAAACCAGAAAUUAAAACGUCGAUACCUGGUCCCAGGACGCAAGCCUUACUAAAAGAACUUUCAGCACUGCAGCAAGCUGACUCGGUUCAGUUGUUCGCUGAUUAUGAUAAAAGCACUGGUAACUAUUUUGUUGACGCCGACGGCAAUGUCUUCCUGGAUGCCUUCACGCAAAUUUCGUCCGUACCAAUUGGUUAUAAUCACCCUGAAUUGUUAAAAUGUUUUGACGAUAAACAUAAUCUGAGAUCGCUUAUCAACCGGCCGGCUCUGGGUGUUUUCCCAUCAUUAGAUUGGCCCAAGAAAUUAAACAAUGUCUUAAUGGCAGUAGCGCCUAAAGGCCUCAAUGGUGUUUCGACGAUGAUGUGCGGUUCCUGUUCAAAUGAAAAUGCCUACAAGACUGUAUUUAUGUGGUACCGUAAAAGGGAACGAGGAGGAAAGAUUGAUUUUACUCAAGAGGAAAUGGCGUCAUGUAUGGCUAACCAGCCACCGGGAUCUCCUAAUUUAUCAAUUUUAUCAUUUCAGGGUGGAUUUCAUGGUCGCACGUUUGCAGCCCUAACGACCACGCGAUCUAAGCCAAUACAUAAACUGGAUUGUCCAGCCUUCGAUUGGCCUCAGGCCCCUUUUCCGAGAUACAAGUAUCCUCUUGAGCAGAACCAGCGAGAAAAUAAAAAAGAAGAUGAUAAAUGCUUAGAACAGGUCGCUGAUGCUAUUGAACAAUAUAAGAAGAAAGGGAAUCCUGUCGCUGGACUAAUAGUGGAGCCGAUUCAGUCUGAAGGGGGUGAUCAUGAGGCAUCGCCUGAGUUUUUCCAAAGACUACAAAAGCUAUGCAAAGAGAAUGGAGUUGCAUAUAUUAUUGAUGAAGUUCAAACCGGUUGUGGACCAACUGGUAAGAUGUGGUGCUACGAACAUUUUGACCUACCCUCUCCCCCUGAUGUGCUAACGUUCAGCAAGAAAAUGUUGACUGGUGGAUUUUACUUCAAUGUUGAAAACAAACCAUCUCAACCAUACAGAGUAUUCAAUACUUGGAUGGGGGAUCCCGGAAAGUUGAUUUUGUUGGAAAAGGUCUUGGAAGUAAUUAAAAAUGAAAAACUGAUUUCUCUUGUAAAUGAAAGUGGAAAAGUUUUAAAAAAAGGUUUGCAUGAGUUGGAGCAUGAAUUUCCGAAUCUAAUCAACAGUGUGCGAGGACGGGGCACGUUUUUAUCCUUCAAUUCCCCCACUACGAAAUGUAGGGAUCAAAUUAAUUCUGAUUUGAAGAAGAAUGGUGUACUAGGUGGUGUCUGCGGAGAAAAUACCAUACGUCUUAGACCAGCACUUAUCUUCCAGAAGAAGCAUGCUGAAAUAUAUAUAGAUAUUUUACGAAAAACUUUAAAAGAAAUGUAAAACAUUUCUUCAGAGAAGUCUUCUUUAUCUUUAAUAGUUAUGUCAUUUAUUUUUUGUGAUUAUCUACAGUAUUAUUUUAUAUUUACGCGCUACUAUUUGUAUUUAUAAGACUUUUUGAAGUGCCAUAUUCAUUAAGUUAAAUAUUUUAUUAAGAUAUAUAUUUUUCACUUUUAUUUAUAUCUGUAUAUGUUUGCUUUAUAUUAAAUGAUAAUUAUAAGGUGAUUAUAAAAUCACGUGCCUCAAAAAAAGUCUUCCAAUUAUAGAAUUUCACGAUGACUAGUACUAUACUACUUAUAAAAAGUUUUA